AUGGCAGCCAAAUUGGCUGGACCUCCGACCAAUGUUGAUAAAAUAAAUGACAGUGAUAAUACGCAUAACACAGCGGAUUCCAGGUUAUGUUAUGCGGAAAAAGACAGUGUAGCCCGUGUUUCAAGAGGAGGGAAAACAGUACAAUAUUAUCGUGAAUACCGAGCACGAAAGAAAGCAGAGCGGGAAAAGGAGAAAUUGGAAAUGAUAGCUGGCAGUCAAACGAAGAAGAGGAAAAUAGCUGCGGAAUAUCACAGAGCGCGUAAAAAAAGAUUCAACGUUUGCUGUUCCAUCAAUCACUGCGGGAGCAUCUAUAACUACUGUUGAAUCAACGACGGUCAAUUCACCGAUAACUCCUGGGCC
Bactrocera tryoni is the source of this 360-nucleotide messenger RNA. RefSeq lists its product as uncharacterized. The record is from RefSeq and is a predicted model, not a curated record. Bases 1 to 324 code for a protein of 107 amino acids. NCBI's taxonomy places the organism in Eukaryota, Metazoa, Arthropoda, Insecta, Diptera, Tephritidae. The transcript has 2 exons.